CUUACAUGAAACGUCAAACUUUAAUUUUCGAAAUAAUGGCUACACUGCCAACAGGGCACCUUCGAUCGAUGGGCUGCUGUCAACAAAAUCUUUAUAAAAUAUUUAUUAAAUAAAUUCUUUAUAAGACGCAGUCAUUCUUUUACGACAAGUUUAGUUCUGUCCAUGUGCAUGUCACAAUAUUGUGUAUGAGUGAAGGCUGCAACAUCUGGAACGAUAGUGAAAGUGAAUUGCAUAGUGAUUCAAUUCCAUGAUAGUGACGGGGCUGUCGGACACAGCUGUAGCAUAUGUGAGCGGAGCUCUUGCGAAUGUUAUGUAAGCGCUGGUGUCGUGCGGCAUGUCUUGGAUGAAGCGGCCACAGGGUGGCACGGCACCGCCGCCGGGCCCCGAGCGACAGUCCUACGCCGCACCCCAGGUACAGGCAUUUGGGAACCAACAGAACAUGUACCCAAACUAUCAAGCAAGUACCACAGGUAAUGUUCAACCACAGCAGUUCUGGCAGGCGCCAUCCCAGCAACAGGGCCAGUAUGGUCAGCAAUUUGGACAAGUGUACCAACAACAAGACUAUUCUGCCAAUGCUAACCAAUUUUAUCAGCAACCAGGCCCAGCAAACCAGUUUAACCAGAACUAUACCAGUCAAGGUUUUAAUAACACUCAACUGCAAAGUUACCAGCAAAAUUAUUACCAGACUGAAGGAGCAAUACAGCAGAAUUUUCAACAAAAUAAGCCCAAUGCUGACAGUUGGGAGGACAACUGGGACUGGGGAUGGGAGGAAUCAGCUAAACAAGCACAGAAAGCUAACCAAAAUGCUAGCCAGCAGCCCGCACCCCCUCAACAGGCAGCCUUCAAUAAUGCUAAUGUUAUAGAAGAGAGCUUUGCUUCAACUGAUAGCUGGAAUUGGUCAAUGGAUGAAAAGAAGGAGUCUAAAGAACCUGUGUCUGGUCCUCUCAACAAGGAAAAUAAAGAACCUUUUAAUCUUCCAUCAAACCCUGCAGCAGGUAGUAACCCCGAGUCUGAAACAGUGAAUAACAUGCCUCCUGCACACACAGAGGAAGUUAGGAGCUUGAAUGAUAAGGAUGUGGUGAGAGAGCGUCUGCCUAAUUUAGCUUUAGGUAAACGAUUCCACUUAGACAAUUUAACACCGCAGUGGUCCAUAGAAUCCCAAAUGUCCCAAGAAUCAAGUGAUGGGCCUCAUACACACUCGGAAGGAACUUACAGGAGUGAUAAUCAAUCAAGGAACUCUAAUAAGAGCAGUCCGGGGUUAAAUACAGACAAUUCCAAUUUUAAUUAUUCCCAAGUGGGCCUUGAAGAAAGUUUCCCUCAGAACAAUGAAUGGUCAAGACCUACAGAUGAACCACCUAAUGACCAUGCCCAAAGUAACAGCAGACGCGAAAGUCAUGAUGACCUAUCUGGAUCUCUGCAAGAACUGAAUUUGAACAACCAUGAAAAGCCAUUAACAGAGGCAUCGCAUCAGAUUCAUCACGAUGAUUCUAGAAGCACUCAUGAUUUUAGUCCACCGACACAACCCCCACCGGCUGUGUCUCCACUUAGUUUUCCAAAUCCUGUUCCAUCUGCAAUGGCUGCCAACAUGCCUCCACCACCACCAGUUUCAUCUACAUCUAUACCUUUAAGCGCAUCUUCAUCUGCGGCAUUGCAAGCUGCUUCUUCUUCCACCGUAAUACCUCCUCCAAACUUCCCACCACCCACUUCAAAUCAAAAUUCUUUGAACCCAUUCAAAAUGAAUGCAGGGCCAUUCUCUCACAAAACUGUAGCUAAAGUGACAACUAGUGCUGCAAAUGCACAGGCAUUCCCGGCACCUAAUGUGAGUCUAGCUUCUCCUGCAGUUGUUAGCAAAGUAUCUCAGCACAACCGAGUGCCACAGGGAUUUGAAGCAAACCUGGAAACUACACCAGAUAACUCGGAACGGCCAGACCAACCCCAAAUAUCAGCGUUUCGACCAUUGCCUGUCUCGCAACAGGUACCAGAUAAUAUGGAGAUAGCUCCGCAGAAUGAUAGAAAUGAAUAUUUACAAACGGCCCAUUUGUCAAGCAGCGAUUAUGGUGAAAACACAGAUUUUAGUAGAGGCCCACCUCCACCUGGACUGCGACGAAUGGUAGUGGGUCAACAGGAGUCUGAAUAUACCCAAAGUUUGAAUAUUUCUGGAGAUGAACCUCCGCCUGGCUUGGCUAGAAUGGUACCAGGUCAACAGACUGAAUCUGUAAAUGCGUAUAACCAAGCAGGAGAUAAUUAUUUGGACCGUCAUAUUGACGGCCAGCCCACUGAAAGCAGCGCCCGUCCUUACCGCCAAGCUGAUGGUCAACAAACACCUGACAAUUACACACAGGCACCUCCUGCCAGGGCCCCAGAGAGACGACCUAUAGGGCUGGAUAGAAUGGUUCCAGGCGAACCAAGCAAUGAUGAGUACCCCCAAUAUCCAAGUACUAACUACGCUGGUACCAAUGAACACCGCGUUGUUACAGGCUUGGAUCACGACUUUUCUAUGCCGACUGACACCGGACCACCAGAUGUCAGGGAGCAAAAUGUCGACGGUUCUGAUUACACCGAACAGACUUCUAGGAAUCCGCCCAGAAAUGUAAUAGGUGCCAGGGAGUCCAGUAACGACGCCUCUCCGGAUUUCAGUGCACCGCCAGACGAUCAGCAGAGGGAAGUUACUAUGGAGGGUGAAAACCUGCAAGAUUUAAGUACAAUUUCUUCUACAGAACUAACGUAUUCCCGAGAACAGGUAUUGGAUGGCGCUGAUAUUACACUCGCAGAAAUAGCUACCGACAGGAAAACUGAUUUAUCAGAUUCCCUAGACCACCCUACGACAAGUUCUAGGCGGCAAUCUCUCAAUAGAGUUAACACUUCGGGAGAAGACUCCGAAAGAGAUAGAGCAUUCAAAUCAUCGCCAAGAAGAGACAGAGACAAGCAUAAGUCGACCAGAGAUAGGGAUUCGAAGCGGGACAGAGACCGCGAUCGAGAGAGAGAGAGGGAACGAGACAGAGAACGUGACAAAGACGGCAGGUUUUCUCGGGGCGAUCGCAAGUACGAGUCUGAGAGGAGGUCCGGCAGGGAUGAGCGCCGCGAGCGCGACGCCUACCCGCGCGAACGACGCGACCGCGACAGCCCGGACGCGCGCCGCCACCGCCGCGCACGCGCUCCACGCUACGAGACCGAGGACACGGACUACUACAGCGACCGGGAGCGAGAUCGAAGGCGCCACCGAGAGGGAUCGUACACCUCUUCUAAGCCGCCCCGUCCAGAAGACAAAGAGCGGCGUUACGUUGAGGAGCGAGACCGCAAUAAACGGUAUCACACGAUAGAACGAGACAGACGAUACGACGACGAGCGCGAGAGACGCGAGCGGCGGCGCAGUGACCGCUACCGCGACCGCGACCGCUACGAGCGCGCGUACCGGGACAUCGACCCCUCGCGGAAGCACGGCAACCUGCGCGCGCAGCGCGACGACGACGUCAGGAGAGGCGAGCUGUCGGCGGCGUCGCGGCCCGAGUCGCGCGAGGCGCCCGCCACGGACGAGGACACGCACGACGCGCGCCGCCGCGCCCGCGCGCGCCGCACUGCCGAGCCCUUCUAUGACGAGUACGGCAGCGGGAUGGGUGGCGGGUACGCGGACCCGUACUUGGUGCAGCGCCAGCAGUACCAGUACUACGAGCACCUGCGGCUCACCAACCCCGCCGCCUACAUGCAGGUGUACAAGCAGCUCAUGGCGGGCCACGCGCCGCCCGUGCCACCCUACUUCACACCGAUCACAGAGCUGGGCGGCGCGCAGUACGAGGAGCGGCGCGAGGACCGCGGCAGCGUGCACUCUGGCCGCUCCAGCACCACCGGCCUCAAGGGGAACGACACGGACCUGAACACGGACAUGUCGCUGAACUUGCACCUGGAGGAGUCGACGGUGCGCUCCGAGAGGAUGACGCCGUUCCGGUACUCCACGGCGCACACCAAGGGCAGCGUGGCGUCGCGCGACGUGGUGGUGGUGCCGGCGGGGUACCCCGCGGACGGCGCGCCGCCCGCCGUGCGCGUGCUGUCGCUGGCGGCGGCGCUGCAGCAGCUGCCCGACGCCGCCGACCUGGCCGCCUACCCCGGCCCACUGCUCAAAGGCGUAACCCACAAGAAGAGUGUGAUCGAGUACUGCGAGGUGCGCGCGCGCAGUGCGGCGCACGAGGGCGCGCGUGACGUCACGGGCUACGUGCUGCUCUGGGACCUGCUGGCGCUCAUGCUGCGCCAGAACGGGGUGGUGGUAGGCUCGGACAUUGCCGAGUUGCUGAUGAAGAACGCCCGCGAGUACCCGAGCCCUGCGCCGCCCAGCCGGCGGGGCUCCGCUGCGGCCUCCGAGCCCCGCGACCUCCACGCCGAGGACAGCUUCGCACCCGAUCAGGCCGCGUCCCUAGUUGACGACUUGAAUGAGGAAGCACAGAGCUCGCCGGCGCAGUCGGCGGCGGAGCAGCGCGCGGCGCUCGACCGUCUGCGGGAGCUGCUCAUAUACGGCAACAGGCAGGAGGCGCUCGAGACGGCGAUGCGCGCGGGGCUGUGGGGGCACGCGCUGGCGCUGGGCGCGGCGGGCGGGCGGCGCGCGCGCGCGGCCGUGGCGGCGCGCUGGCUGGCCGCGCUGCCGCGCCGGGACCCGCUGCACUCGCUGCACGCCGCGCUCGCCGCCGGGCCCGUGCCCGCCGCCACCUGCGUGGCGGACGAGCGCUGGGCGGACUGGCGGCCGCACGUCGCCAUCAUCCUGGCCAACCCCUCGCCGCGCCCCGACCACGACCGUCGCACGCUGCUGCAGUUCGGAGACAGCCUGGCGUCGCGCGGGCUGCUGUACUCGGCGCAGUUCUGCUACGUGGCGGCGGGCGAGCAGAUGGCGCGCCACCCGCUGGCGCCGCUGGCGGGCCCGGGCGCCCCGCCCGCCGCGCCGCCGCGUCUGUCGCUGCUGCUGGCGGAGCCCCGCGCGACCACGCUGUCGCAGUUCGCGCACAACAAGGCCCUGUUCGCCACCGAGAUCUACGAGUACGCCAUGUCGCUGAACCAGGACGACUUCGUCCUCGCCGAGUUCCAGGCGUACAAGCUGGUGCUGGGCGUGCGGCUGGCGGACGCCGGGCAGUACGAGCGCGCGCUGGCCUACAGCGAGGCGGCGGCGCGCGGCGCGGCGCGGGCCCCAGUCUCGCGCCGUCUGCUGCGCGCGCUGGCCGCGCUGGCCGAGCGUCUGCAGCACCACGACCCCGCGCUGCUGGAGCCGGCGCCCGACGACGCCGACAGCGCCGACGCGUCGCCUCGCCACGCGCGCUCCUGGCUCGACGACGUCAAGCAGGCCGCCGAGGCCGCCGAAGCCGCCGAAGCAGCCGUCGCUGCCGAAGCCGCCGACGCUGCGCAGCCGUGGGCGGACGCGGCGCAGGCGCAGGGCGCGGCGUACUGGCCGCCGCAGGGGGCGCAGCACCCGCAGCACCCGGCGCCCUACUCCCUGCCACCCGAGGAGACCCCCGACUAUGCCACGCAGUACUACGCGCAGCAACAACAACAGCUCGGCCAGCAACAACAACAGUUCGGCCAGCAACAACAACAGCUCGUUCAGCAACAACAGCUCGAGCUACAGCAGGAACCUCUGCAGCAGCAGCACCAGGCGCCGGCGGAGGAGCCGCCUCAGUACGGCCAGUACGAGGACUGGGGCCGCGGGGACGAGCCCGGCCCCUACGCCGACCCCUACUGGCAGCCCGACUCCUACUCAUACGGAGAGGGCGAGGCGCCGCAGAUCAGUAUGCCGGGCUCGCGCCGCGCCGACACGCUCGCCGCGCCCUCUGCCGCCCACCAGGAGGAGGAGCCUGACACGGAGCCUUCGAAGUCGAGCGGCAACAAGAAGCAGGAGGGCAAGCCCAAGGACGAAGGCGGCAAGGAAGGCAGCAAGGCCAGCAAGGGCGGCGGGUGGCUGGGCGGCAUCCUGACGAAGCUGUCGCUGCGCCCCCCCAACCAGAUGAUCCUGCCCGACGACAAGAACCCCACCAUCGUGUGGGACCCGGAGACGAAGCGCUGGCGCAACCUGGACGGCGACACGGAGGACAGCGCGCCCCCGCCCCCCCCGCCGCGGGACCUGCCGCCCCCCCUGCAAAACACGUCGGCUCCUCCGCCGUCUGUCGGCGCCCCACCCUCCGCGCCUGUCUCUAACAUAUUUAAAAUGCAGAAAGGCAGACACAUCAAAAAGUCGUACGUGGACGUGCUGAACCCCGGCGGGGCGGGCCCCGCGGCGGCCCCCGCGCCGGCCCCCGGCCUGCUGGGCCCCAGCGUGCCGCUGCAGCCGCCGCCCAACUACUUCGUGCCGGCACCGCUGCCACAGAGCGGCGUGUACGAGCCGGGCGCCGCCAUGGCGGACGGCCGCGACCCGCGCGACCACGCCGGCAUCUAGCGCCCACUCUACAGCCCUACAGACACUCCGGCCUUCUUCAAUACUUUCUUCUUAUUUCCGACUCUCGCUGUGUAUACUCAAUUGUUAAGAAAUAUUUUAUUUUAUAAUUAUGUUAUCGUUAUGAACUGAUGGUAUUCCAAUGUGACACAAUGUUUUAUAAAUUACUAUGUAGAUGCACUUAUUCUUAUUAUUUCUGUCCCUUUGUUGUCAAUUUUUUUUCUUUUAGAUAUAGCUAAGUGUAGGUGUCGGUACCGUGUACUGUAGCGGGGUAACGCUGCUUGUAUAAAUCAAUGAAUGCCUUAGUAAGACAAGGAUACGCGUCAUGUGUAUAAAGCAUAGUCUCGGUAUAUAUGUAUAUUGGAAUGAGGACAGGCGGGGACGCGUGUUAGACAUUGUAUUAUAAUUAAAGUAAUUCAAAACAUGGAAAAUAUUUAAUAAAAUGUUUAUGUUAUGCUUAUGGAGUGUUUCAUUUCGAAUUCCAUUUUUGUCAAUACUUUAUCCUCAAGGGGCACUGGAAUUGGCGUCGCGUUGGGUUACCAUGGAGGUGGACGAGGUACGUUAAAAUGUCGUUCAGUCGCGAGUGAGUGUCGGUGCCAGAUGGCGGCGGACGCGGGCGAUGCGCGCCCCUGUGGGGGGCGUGGGCGGUAGUGAUACUUCUGUCUGCAAAGUAGAAGGUGCAUUGCUUAUCUCUUCAAAUUUUAUUUCUGUGUGAUCAGGGUGCUCCUCAUCUUCGAAUUCGUUUUCGAUUUUUCCCUCCGCUGCGCCCACAAUCUGGAGGACGGCGGCGCCGAUAGUGCAUACGACGAAUAUCGCCAUCAGUACGGAGAUCACCAACAAUGCUUUAUUGGAACACACUAUAGACUCGCGACAGAUAUCGCCGCGUACAAUACCUUGUCAACACACACCAUCACUCGAACGACAAACAAAACUGAAAAGUCAUUAGAGUGUCAUUUCAGAGAUGCAAGCACUAGUCUAUGGCCGCGCUCUAUUCUUCGAAUCUGCUAUUUGCCAGUGUUUGCAGAAC
Molecule: messenger RNA, 7430 nt
Organism: Spodoptera exigua (beet armyworm)
Lineage: Eukaryota; Metazoa; Arthropoda; Insecta; Lepidoptera; Noctuidae
Source: the annotation of a GenBank genome assembly